Messenger RNA from Beta vulgaris subsp. vulgaris (sugar beet), 1242 nucleotides. RefSeq lists its product as uncharacterized. The record is from RefSeq and is a predicted model, not a curated record. The coding region runs from base 1 to 1242 and encodes 413 amino acids. NCBI's taxonomy places the organism in Eukaryota, Viridiplantae, Streptophyta, Magnoliopsida, Caryophyllales, Amaranthaceae. The transcript has a single exon.
AUGUUCACCCAUCAGUUCGUGGCCGGAAAGAGGCAAAAGAAGACAAGCUUGCACCUCAUGGGGGUCAAACAAGAAAAGAAUGAAAGUCUAGCCGACUACAACAAAAGAUUCAAUGAAGAAUCUCUAAAGGUGUCCGAUCUGCAGGAUGCAGUAGCGUUCGCCACUCUCAUGUCCGGGCUGCAGCCUGGCCGUCUCAGAUGGACGUUAGCCGAAAGCGAGGUCAAAACCUUCUCAGAGGCCAUGGCGAAGGCCCAGAGAUUUAUCCAAGAAGCGGACAUCUGUCGUCACUCGGAAGAAGGAAGCAAGAAGAGAAAAGAAGAGGGCAGCCAUAGGGAUCAGCCAAAACGACUAAAAACGGGUGGUAGGUCAGACAGAUUUACAGACCAUGGGAACGACCCCCGUUUCAAUAAGAAUCGGAGAGAAAUCUUUUUGGACAUCAAAAACAAGUCUAUGUUACCUCAUCCCCCGCCUAUCCGAACCUCGGCCUAUCGGCGAGAUAAGAGUCAGUGGUGCGAGUACCACCAAGAAUGUGGUCAUACCACAAAAGAUUGCAGAGAGCUGAAAAAAGAUCUGGAUAAUCUGGCUGACCAGGGGAAACUGAACCGCUACCUCAAGCACACCAGCAAAGAGAAGGGGAAGCAGAAGGUCGGUCAGUCUAAUAGUGGGGAUACAGAGGGUUUCAUCGGUGUUAUAGCAGGUGGCUUCGCCUCAGGAGGCCUAACCGGCCGAGCUAGGAAAUCCCACCUCCAAAACCUUAAGCAUCAAGUACUGGAAGUCAAGCAGAGCCGGUCGGACUGCCCCAUAAUGACGUUUGGAGAGUCCAGCCGGUCGGUAAGCGUACCCCACGAUGACACCCUGGUCAUCGAGCUCAAAGUGGCCAAUUCCCGGGUGAAGCGUGUGUUGGUUGAUAGUGGGUCAUCAGCUGACAUUAUCACGCUGGACUGCCUGAAAAAGCUGAAGUACUAUGAGAAGGAUGUUACACUCCUCGACCAGCCACUCAUAGGCUUCGGGGGUAACUCUGUGCAUCCGGUUAGAUCGAUUAAGCUCCCCACUCGGAUGGGCGAGAAGGGCAAAGGAAGAAGCCUACCGAUUGACUUCCUAGUGGUCGACAUCCCCCUACCAUACAACAUAAUAAUGGGGCGGCUUACUCUGAACAAAACAAAAGCUGCCAUCUCUACCUACCAACUCCUUAUGCAGUUCGAAACAGAUGAAGGGAAGGUCGGAAAAAUACUGACAGGCUAA